Salvia hispanica is the source of this 414-nucleotide messenger RNA. The record is from RefSeq and is a predicted model, not a curated record. NCBI's taxonomy places the organism in Eukaryota, Viridiplantae, Streptophyta, Magnoliopsida, Lamiales, Lamiaceae.
AUGGAGCUUUCUUCAAGAAUUGAUGCAGGGCAUGGGCUUUGGCGACAAAUGGACGACAUGGAUUAUGGAACAGCAUCAAUGUCCAUUCUUGUUAACGGUUCUCCGACUUCGCCGUUUCAAUUGCAGAGGGGUUUGAGACAAAGAGAUCCACUUUUGCCUUUUUUGUUUCUUUUGGUAGCAGAAGCCUUUAAUAGACUGGUUAUCAAUGGAAAAGAAAUCGGUGAGUUUGAGGGAAUUUUAGUGGGGAGGAAACUAUUUCCAAUAACCCACCUGCAGUUUGCCGAUGACACAAUCCUAUUCACACCGGCCGACAAGAGGAUUUUAGACAACUACAAGAAAUUUCUUAAGUGCUUUGCUCUUCUUUCGGGGCUUAAGAUAAACUACCAUAAGGCGGCCCUCAUUGCGCAAAUCUAA